AUGGGUGAUGAAAACGCCAACAAUGGGGCUAAUCCCCCAACCAUGGAGCAGAUCAUGGCUGCCAUGAGAGAAGAGAUGAGGGCUGUUGUAGGAGAGCUUGGUCAGCAGAUCAACACUCGUUUGAACCGGUUGGAGCAACCUCCAAGGAGAGGUCCACGCCGCAAUCAAAACCCCAUCCCUGAAGAUGAAGGUGGAGAGCAUGAAGAUGAUGAGAGCAUGCCGAGUCUUGAUGAUGAUGAUCCCCUCCAGAACCGCAAUCCUAGGAGACAGGAUCCACUUAGACACAACCGAGCUAGAGAAGCUCAUCAUAGAGAGCACAACAAAGAUAUUAAAAUUGUUCCUCCUACUUUUACAGGAAAGUCUGAUCCAGAAGCUUACAUGGAUUGGGAGAAGCGAUUAGAGUACAUCUUUGAGUGUUAUGGCUAUGGAGAACACAAGAAGGUUGCCCUAGCCGCUGCUCAACUCACCGAGAAUGCACUUGCUUGGUGGGACAGGAAUGUAGCUGAGAGGAGAAGGAACCGCUUUGGAGCAGUCACAACUUGGGCUGACAUGAAAUAUCUUCUAAGGUUAAGAUAUGUUCCUGAUUAUUAUCAUAGAGACUUACAAAAACGUUUUCGCAAGUUGUCUCAAGGUAAUAGGUCAGUCGAGGAAUACUUUGAAGAGUUUGAGAAGCUGAUGAACUCACUGGAGUUACAAGAAUCUGAGGAAGCUUUGAUGGCUCAGUUCAUUGAUGGUCUUCAAGAGCGUAUCUCCAGGAAGGUUGAGAAGCAAAUAAAGCGUAAGACCGUCACUAGUAGGUCUAGAAACUCACAACCUUGGACUUCUAAUGUCAACAAGCCAAAUGACAAAGGUAAAGCCGUAGAGAUUGAUUCUCGGUUCAAGGGUAAGGGUGAUGAUUCAAACAAGGGUCCUAGACAAGAUCAAAACAAAGGUACUAACAAUCAAAGAGCUAGAGAUGUUACUUGUUUUAGAUGUCAGGGACGAGGUCACAUGGCUAGGGAGUGCCCAAACCAACGAGUCAUGACUAUCACCACCAAUGGAGACUAUGAGUCUCAAGAUGAAUCCGAAAUGGAAGCAAUGGACUCUGGAGAAGAAGUAGAGUAUCUGGAUACUGGAGAGUUGUUGGUCACUCGGAGAGUACUAAGUACAAUGACCAAUCCUGAAGAGAAAGCUCAAAGAGAGAAUCUCUUCCACACUCGCUGCACCAUCAAAGCUAAGUAUAUGGUGGACAGGUUAGGUCUUGAGACAAACAAGCACCCUCGGCCUUAUAGAUUGCAAUGGUUAGACAACAAGACUGAGCUGAAGGUCACGGAGCAAGCAAAGAUAUCUUUUAGUAUUGGUAAGUACCAAGAUGAAGUAGUGUGUGAUGUGGUACCAAUGCAAGCCGGUCACAUCCUGCUGGGGAGACCUUGGCAAUUUGAUAGAGCCACCUUCCACAAUGGACGCACCAACUACUACUCUUUCAAGUUCAAGGACCGUAAGUACAACUUAGCUCCUUUGUGCCCAUCUGAGGUGCAUGAGUUACAAACUAAGAUGAACAAGGAAGACCAGACCUUGAGUGCUCAAGGCACUGUACUACUAAUGGUUUUAAAAGAAUGUUUAAGUACAGGAAGCUCAGAAGCUCAACAAAUUCCUAAACCAGCUCAAGCCGUGCUAGACAAGUUUCAAGACUUGUUCCCUGAAGAGAUCCCAGCUGGAUUACCUCCAAUCAGAGGGAUUGAGCACCAGAUUGAUCUCGUGCCAGGUUCAGCUUUUCCAAACAAACCAGCAUACAGAAUGAAUCCAGAGGAGACCAAGGAGCUAGAAAAACAAGUUCAAGACUUGAUGAACAAAGGGUACAUCCGAGAGAGUCUAAGCCCAUGUGCAGUACCAGUUCUUCUAGUUCCCAAGAAAGAUGGAUCAUGGAGGAUGUGUAGCUUAGAAGAACAUCUAGAGCAUCUAGAACUUGUGUUGCUUACACUUCGGAAGGAAGGCUUUGUAGUGAGUAAACAGGGUCUACAAGUGGAUGAGGAGAAGAUCAAGGCUAUACAAGACUGGCCUAUCCCAACCUCUAUUGCACACGUUAGAAGCUUCCAUGGUUUAGCUAGCUUCUACAGGCGCUUUGUAAGGGAUUUCAGUACCAUAGCUGCUCCCUUGACUGCUGUGAUCAAGAAGAAUGUUCCUUUCUCAUGGGGAGAAUUACAAGAAGCUGCUUUAAAUGCCUUGAAGUACAAGCUAACUCACGCACCAGUAUUAGCUCUACCUGACUUUGACGAGAUGUUUGAGGUAGAGUGUGAUGCAUCCGGAGUGGGUAUAGGAGCCGUGCUUCAUCAGAGGAAGAAACCAGUAGCCUUCUUCAGUGAGAAACUAAGUGGAGCAACUCUCAACUACCCCACUUAUGACAAAGAGCUUUACGCUUUGGUUAGAGCUUUGGAGACUUGGCAACAUUACCUAAGGUCUAAGGAGUUCAUUAUUCACACUGAUCAUGAGACUCUCAAACACCUAAGGGGCCAGACUUCACUCAAGAGGAGGCAUGCUAAGUGGUUGGAAUUCAUUGAGACAUUUCCCUACGUGAUCAAGUACAAGAAGGGGAAGGAAAACGUGGUAGCUGAUGCCUUAUCAAGAAGACAUGCUUUGAUCACCACUAUGGAUGCUAAGGUGCUAGGGUUUGAGCACAUUAAGGAGCUAUACAAAGAUGACCCGGAGCUGAAAGAAGCAUACCAGAAUUGUGGAAAAGGGGCUUUCCAUUCUUAUCAUUUGCAUGAAGGGUUUCUAUUUAGAGACAAGCGUUUGUGCAUUCCCCAAAGUUCCAUGAGAGACCUUAUACUUCAAGAAGCACACGGUGGAGGUCUAUGGGUCAUUUCGGAGUAG
Messenger RNA from Raphanus sativus (radish), 2850 nucleotides. RefSeq lists its product as uncharacterized. Bases 1 to 2850 code for a protein of 949 amino acids. The record is from RefSeq and is a predicted model, not a curated record. The transcript has 5 exons. NCBI's taxonomy places the organism in Eukaryota, Viridiplantae, Streptophyta, Magnoliopsida, Brassicales, Brassicaceae. Gene Ontology annotation, molecular function: nucleic acid binding; zinc ion binding.